AUGUGCGGCAAAAGUGAGCAUCGUGUGCAAGUGCAGCCGCAGCAUGAAGGUCGUACGACUUCUGGGCAGUUGGCGUUAACUGCUGCAGUGGUUCAAGCCAGCAGUUUCGUUGUGGAGAGCUUCGGCCUCAGAAUUCAGGCAUGUCACAUGUACGGCAACUUUCAUGCUCGAUCGGGCCUGCGCUACCUUGACGAGGGCAAGCGUCAGUACUUUCGACUGGCAGUGCAACAAGCAGAAGCGUCCUUCGGCAUCAAGGCCAACCAUCCACUCUUCUUUACGUGGACACAAGAUCCCCUGGCACUGGUUACCGGCAAGGUGGAGGCUGCCUGGCGAUUCUUCAUGGUCACAGUCGCUGCCCACUUCUUCACCAACCUUUUCUUGGUGAUUGUAGCCUUGCUCGGCUUUUCCAAGCUGGGCCACUGGUAG
Messenger RNA from Symbiodinium natans, 426 nucleotides. NCBI's taxonomy places the organism in Eukaryota, Dinophyceae, Suessiales, Symbiodiniaceae. The record is from the annotation of a GenBank genome assembly.